GGGCCAGUAGUAGUGUGAUGACAGCUCUGUGUCCGUUUCUGGCAGCGUGGGAUAGAGGAGCUCGGCCAUUGAAUCUAUCUCAAAACUCGAGUUGGAACUGUUCCCUAAGAACUGUCGGACGGUUUCUUCGUCGCCUCUUUCGGCUGCUGCGGAUUAGUGGGUCAUCAUGAGGAUACCGUAGUCUUUAUCGGAUAGGGUGGACAUGGCCAAUGAAGCGCGGAAAUAAAUUCCGGUGAGUGUGACACGAUGCUUUCAGUUCUUGUUCAAGUACCUAAAUUAGACUGUCCCAUCUAUGAGCUGGAAAAGUCUAAGGUCCCCGGUGAAAAUAGAGACAUGGUUGGUUUGAAGCUAACCAUCAUUUACUGCAAUUACACCUCUAAACAAAGCCUACCACAUCCGAACCACCACAAACACAAUCAUAAUCACCACCACCACCAAAAUGCCCCCCAAAAAAAUCCUCAUCAUCCUCAGCGACGCACACACCUUCCCCCUCAAAACCUCCACCAGCACCGCCCCCAACCAACCGGCUUCUUCCUGACCGAACUCGCCAAACCCCUCUCCAAACUCCUCUCCGCUGGCCACGAAAUCACCUUCGCCUCUCCAAAAGGCCAACCCCCGACCCCCGACCCCCUCAGCGAAUCCCUCCUCGCCUUCGCAGGCAACUUCUACGAACGCCAGCGCGAAAACGAACUCAUCGAGCGCAUGCGUCGCGAGAACGGCUUCUCCUCGCCACGUCCCUUCUUCAGCAUCAGCGACGACGAACUACGCACCUUCGCGGCGGUGUUCAUCCCCGGUGGUCAUGCCCCGCUUACGGACCUAGGCAGCGAUAAGGAACUGGGCCGCAUAUUGAGGUAUUUUCAUGGGGAGAAUAAACCCACGGCGGCGAUUUGUCAUGGGCCGUAUGCGUUGUUGAGUACGAGGCUUGGAGAUGGGGGGUUCGUGUAUAAAGGGUAUGAGAUUACGUGUUGGAGUGAUGCGGAGGAGAAGGUUAUGGAGACGGUGUUGGGGGGUGAGAUUGAGAAGGUGGAGGGGGAGUUGAGGAAGGAGGGCGCGGUGAUGGUCGAGGGAGCGAAGGAGAAGAUGGGUGGGACGACGCUUUGUAGGGAGUUGUUGACGGGGGGGAAUCCGUUGGCGGCGGAGGAGUUGGGGGAGAGGUUUGUUAGGAUGGUUAGUGUUUGAUCUUUGCUUAUGGUGUGUAUGAUAUGAGAUGUAAAGAUUUGGUAUUUGGUAUUUUAGUCGUGCACUUUUAUACUAUAAUCACACUCGUUUCAUCCCGC
Molecule: messenger RNA, 1277 nt
Organism: Aspergillus sclerotioniger CBS 115572
Lineage: Eukaryota; Fungi; Ascomycota; Eurotiomycetes; Eurotiales; Aspergillaceae
Product: type 1 glutamine amidotransferase domain-containing protein
Exons: 2
Coding region: 247-1179 (310 amino acids)
Source: RefSeq, a predicted model, not a curated record